AUUUGGAAGUAAGUGUGGGAUAAGGAAGGAGAGGGGGAGAUAAGGAGGUAGAGAGGCACCUAAGGAGGGAUGGUGUGAUGGAGGGACGCGAGGAUGGGAGUGUGAUAGGUAUAUGGAUGUAGUAAGUGGGAAAAGAGGGAGAGAGGGGAAAAGAAGAGUGAGGGGGGAGAAUGAGAGUGAGUGAGGGUGCCAUUUUAUUUUAGAAGGAAUUAAACAAGUAUUCUGAAAUUUUUAUUUGUGUAAUUUACUAUGUGAUCCUCUUAACAAAAGUUAUUUUAGUAUCACAAAACCAAAAUGAAUUUAAACAAUUCAAUUAAUUACCAACCAAACUAUUCUUUGGUUCCGCAAUUUUUAAAAGAGAGAAGAAUGGAUGAUAAAAGAAUUGUACAAUUCAGAGAUUUUGGAUUAGGAAAUAUAUCUGUUGAUAGCUUUGUUUUUGGAAUUUCCCGUGGGGGAGAUUUGAAUUGGCUUGAAAGAGCAUUAUUUGUUGAUAAAAUAAGAAAUAUUGUGGAUCAAUUUCCGAAAUUUAAUGUUACGGUCUUUGAUUAUGAUUCGACUAUUUAUGAUUUAAUUUUGGGAGUUAAGACCGAAAUGCUCAAAGCAGUUUUUGUAACUUUAACGUGUAUGGCUUUAAUCUGUUUUUUCGUCAUCCCAACAUUACGAUGUACAGGAAUUGCUACUUUUUCCGUUCUUUCAAUUUCUUAUACAUUGUUGGGCACACUCGGUUGGUGCGGUCAAGACAUAGACCCAGUUACAAUGAUCAAUUUAUUGAUGGCUAUCGGUCUUUCUGUUGAUUUCUCAGCACACAUUUGUUAUCAUUUUGAUAUUUCGCAAGAAAAACAAAAAGAAAUUCAAACAGAGUCUCCAAUAAACAAUAUUAAAAUUUUUGAACAAAAAGAAAUUGAAAAAAGGAUAGAACAAAUAAUUGAAGUUGUUGGUAGGCCUAUGCUUGAGGCUGUUAUCUCAACAAUAAUUUGUAUUUUCCCUCUUUUCUUUAUCUCAAUUGAAAUUAUUGCUUCGUUUGCUAGAACUGUUUUGUUUUUAGGGUAAUUCAGUUUUAUAUAAAGGGAUCUCGAACAAAAAUCUCAAUUAUAGCGAUUGACCAUUUACCGAUACUUAUAAGGGGGCAACCUGAAGACCUACAAAUUUUAUCACACUAUUUAUUCCUUUUAUUUCUU
Molecule: messenger RNA, 1178 nt
Organism: Meloidogyne enterolobii
Lineage: Eukaryota; Metazoa; Nematoda; Chromadorea; Rhabditida; Meloidogynidae
Source: the annotation of a GenBank genome assembly